GUGUUGCGCAUGCACGCUGGCUUUGGCGUGUAAAUCUCCAUCAGUGUCUGUCUGAAUCUUCCUGCUUCUGCGCCGGAACACGAGAGAGAAGAAGAGACGAGCCCGUCACCUAAAACACAGGGGGAAAUCUCACAAUUCACCAUCAUAGCCGCUGCAGGAUCGCUCUGGAAGCUCCACCAUCGCUUUAUCCCGGUUGUUGAGAGCCGACGGCGGCGGGUGUCAUUGAGCUGCGGGGCGUCGCUUCUCCAAACGCGCAUCGGGAACCAUUAUUACAGUUGAGAUCAGCAGAGAUGUCCGGAUACCAGGGCAAGAAGAACAUCCCUCGCAUCACCAGUGACCGUCUGCUCAUCAAAGGAGCGAAGAUCGUCAACGAUGAUCAGUCUUUCCAUGCAGACAUCUAUAUGGAGGAUGGAGUUAUCAAGCAAAUUGGAGAAAACCUCAUCGUUCCCGGCGGUGUGAAGAUCAUCGAGGCUCACGGACGGAUGCUGAUUCCCGGCGGCAUCGAUGUUCACACACGUUUCCAGAUGCCCGACCGGGGAAUGACGGCUGCGGAUGAUUUCUAUCAGGGCACACGAGCUGCUCUCGCCGGCGGCACCACUAUGAUCAUGGAUCAUGUGGUGCCAGAGCCGGGUGUCAGUCUGAUCUCUGCCUUUAACCAGUGGAGGGAAUGGGCUGAUCAGAAGUCCUGCUGUGAUUACUCUCUUCAUGUCGAUGUCACUGAGUGGCACAAGGGUCUGCAGGAGGAGAUCGAGAUGCUGGUCAAAGAUCACGGCGUCAACUCUUUUCUGGUUUAUCUGGCGUACAAAGACAUCUUCCAGCUCAAUGACUCCCAGAUGUAUGAGGUUUUCAGUGUGAUCCGGGACCUGGGUGCCAUCGCUCAGGUUCAUGCAGAAAACGGAGACAUCAUCGCUGAGGAGCAGAAGAGGAUUCUGGGAUUGGGCAUCACUGGUCCUGAGGGACACGUCCUGAGCCGCCCAGAGGAGGUGGAAGCCGAGGCUGUGAACCGGGCCGUGACCAUCGCUAACCAGACCAACUGUCCGCUGUAUAUUACCAAAGUCAUGAGCAAGAGCGCAGCCGACGUCAUCGCACAGGCCAGGAAAAAAGGAACCGUGGUUUACGGCGAGCCCAUCUCUGCCAGCCUAGGAACAGACGGCACUCACUACUGGAGCAAGAACUGGGCCAAAGCUGCGGCCUUCAUCACAUCUCCACCACUGAGCCCCGACCCAACCACACCGGACUACCUCAACUCACUGCUAGCCUGUGGUGAUCUGCAGGUGACGGGCAGCGCUCACUGCACCUUCAACACAUCUCAGCGGGCCGUCGGUAAAGACAACUUCACCUUCAUCCCUGAGGGAACCAACGGCACCGAGGAGAGAAUGUCCAUCAUCUGGGACAAGUGUGUGGUUACAGGUAAGAUGGAUGAAAACCAGUUUGUGUUAGUGACGAGCACCAACGCAGCCAAGAUCUUCAACCUGUACCCACGCAAGGGCCGCAUCGCUGUGGGCUCUGAUGCCGAUCUGGUGCUCUGGGACCCCGAUGCCACCAAAAUCAUCUCCGCCAAGAGUCACCACCUGGCGGUGGAGUAUAACAUCUUCGAGGGUAUGGAGGUGCGUGGAGCUCCUCUGGUGGUCAUCAGUCAAGGGAAGGUUGUCCUCGAGGAGGGAAACCUGCACACUACUGAGGGCUCUGGACGCUACAUCAGCCGCAAACCCUUCCCAGACUACGUCUACAAGAGGAUAAAGGCCCGCAGCAGGCUUGCUGAGCUCCGUGGAGUCCCGCGAGGUCUGUAUGAUGGUCCGGUGUGUGAGGUCACUGUGACGCCUAAGGUCAUGACCCCUGUGACCUCUGGUAAAACUUCGCCAGUUAAACCUGCACCUCAACCCGUUCGCAACCUGCACCAGUCGGGAUUCAGCCUGUCAGGGGCUCAAGUCGACGAUAAUGUCCCCCGUCGUACCACUCAGCGCAUUGUGGCUCCUCCAGGUGGCAGAGCCAACAUCACCAGCCUGGGAUAAACUCAGUCAUUCCCUCCACAGAGAAGGAAAGGAUGGGGUGGGAUGGGGGAUUAAAUAAAAAAACUUGGGCUUUUCCUCUGGGACCCGUCCAACCAUCUGGACUGCUUCCCGACAAGCACACCUCCACUUCCUACAGCACUUCCAGAUCCCUUCAUCCACCCAAAUCCCAUCCUUUUAACUCUAGUCUCCUGUUUUUUGACUGUGUCUUACUUAUACGAACAGAUUUCAAGAUGACUUGACACAGACCUGGAUACAUACUAUACUAGUACAGUAAGUGGGAUAUGUUAUUCUAAAUCGCAUAUUAGCAUACUACUAAUUCCUAAAUACAAAAUGAUUAGCCUUCUUGUGAAAUUAUAAAUAUUUUUCUGAUACCUGAUAAAAGUCUUGUUGAUCCAAGUUGUAAGAGCACCAAACAAUAACUUGACCUCUAGUUUAUCAUUUGGAAAAGUGGCAGAAGGUCGAUUUUUCUGAUGAAUCAUCUGUUGAGCUGCAUCCCAAUCAUCACAAAUACUGCAGAGGACCUACUGGAACACACAU
This is a messenger RNA of Danio aesculapii, 2549 nucleotides long. RefSeq names its product dihydropyrimidinase like 2a (gene dpysl2a). The coding region runs from base 291 to 2012 and encodes 573 amino acids. NCBI's taxonomy places the organism in Eukaryota, Metazoa, Chordata, Actinopteri, Cypriniformes, Danionidae. Gene Ontology annotation, cellular component: cytosol; cytoplasm. Gene Ontology annotation, molecular function: hydrolase activity, acting on carbon-nitrogen (but not peptide) bonds, in cyclic amides. The transcript has 14 exons. The record is from RefSeq and is a predicted model, not a curated record.